Funneliformis caledonium is the source of this 1323-nucleotide messenger RNA. Lineage: Eukaryota; Fungi; Glomeromycota; Glomeromycetes; Glomerales; Glomeraceae. The record is from the annotation of a GenBank genome assembly.
AUGUCGUCUACUACAUAUGGUGGAGAUGAAGUUUCGGCUAUAGUUUUAGACGUUGGUUCGUGUUGGACUCGAGCAGGCUAUGCCGGAGAAGAUACUCCAAAAGCUGUUUUUCCGACUUCAUAUGGAUACAUCGAAGAGGAAAUAAUCUCUCCUGAUCCCGAUACUCAAAUGGAGGACGCGGUUUCCGCGUCUGAAAGUACGCCCAAGAAAAAAAACGUCAAGAAAAAAUACAUAAUAGGGGAUGCGGAUGUUGCAGCUUGGAGACCGAAUAUGGAAAUCAAGAAUCCUCUUGUUGAUGGAUUGAAUUGGGACGCGUUAGAAAAGAUUUGGGAUUAUGCAAUGUAUAAUAGAUUAAAAAUUGAUCCAAAGGAACAUCCGAUAUUUGUAACUGAAUGUGCUUGGAAUACUAGAGAUAUUAGGGAAAAACUUACUGAGCUUGCAUUCGAGAAAUACAAUUCUUUAGCGUUUUAUGUCGCAAAGAACCCAGUACUUUCAGCAUUUGCAGCCGGUCGUCCAACUGCUGUUGUUAUGGAUUGUGGAGCAAGCAGUACAAGCUGUGUUCCAGUUGUUGAUGGUUAUGUUCUUAAAAAAGGCAUUUAUAAACAGCCAAUUGCUGGUGAUUUUUUAUCGGAACAACUUUUACAACAAUUACAACAGAGAUUUGAUAAUAUAGUACCGCAUUAUAUGAUUGCAAAGAAAACUAGUGUGGAUCCUGACCAACCCGCAAACUUCAUACCUAAAGAACGACCAAAUACAACAAAAAGCUAUCACAAGUACAUGCAAAUGAGGGUUAUGCAAGAAUUUAAAGAAUCUGUGUGUCAAGUAUCUGAGGUGACUUAUAACCAUCAGUCAAUCAGCACACGACCAAUGAAAUAUUUUGAAUUUCCUGACGGAUUUAAUACAUCAAUUGGUGCUCUACGAUUUAGCAUACCAGAGAUCUUGUUCGAUCCAAAAUUUAUACCACAGCCUCAGGAUGGAACUCAUUUUGAUACUACUGCGCUAAUGGGUAUACCCCAAAUGAUUUAUCUCAGUAUUAAUAACUGUGACAUUGAUGUUCGACCAAACUUGUGGAAUAACAUUAUCUUGACCGGGGCUACAACAUUAUUACCCGGUUUCGCGGAUCGUGUAAAUCAAGAAUUAUCCAGUAUGGCUCCAGCGCCGAAAAUCAAACUUCAUGCGGCGGGUAACACCAUUGAACGAAAAUGUAGUAGUUGGUUAGGUGGAUCUAUCCUUUCAUCGUUGGGAACGUUUCAUCAAUUGUGGAUUUCGCGAAAAGAAUAUGAAGAAAAUGGGAGAGGAAUCGUAGAAAAAAAGUGUGAAUGA